Molecule: messenger RNA, 1212 nt
Organism: Chenopodium quinoa (quinoa)
Lineage: Eukaryota; Viridiplantae; Streptophyta; Magnoliopsida; Caryophyllales; Amaranthaceae
Exons: 5
Coding region: 1-1212 (403 amino acids)
Source: RefSeq, a predicted model, not a curated record
AUGGCGGGUGGAAAAAGUAGACAAUCGUCGAAGGAAGCAAGGGGGAAAGAGAAAAUGACCUCCCGCGCCCUUUUCAAUGACGACCAAGAUGAGGAGAUGUUCGAUGCAGAGGCACACGAUUUGGGUGACGAUCAGACGACCUCAUCCACUCCUCUAGAUGAUCAGACACGGGAUGAGUCACGGGAUGAGUCAGAGCUCCCGUCUUUGGACCCUACUACGCUCUGGUUUAAUGAUCUUAAGGUUCGGAGUGCGGUAUCCGGUGCGAUUACUGGAUACUACCGAGCCCCUUGGAGGAACUUUGGAGAAGUUCCUGCAGCUACGAAGGAACACUGGUGGAACUUGUUCAGCGCACAAUUCAGAUGGGCGCCUCAGAUAAACGAGCUAUUGAAGCUCACAUUUCGGAGGAGGGUAGCAACACGCCUGCGUGACAUGUUCCACACCAUCACGCACAAGAUGAAUGGAGCCAAGCGAAGUUGGAUGAGUGAGGAGAUCCACAAGGAGAUGAUGAACAUUGUUGCCACGGAUCCAACUUACAAGGCGAGGUCGGCGCAAAACAAGAAAAACAGAAGGGGCGGUUCUAUGGAAAAACCCGUCCAAGGAACCCACUUUCAGGGUUCGUUGUCAGUUGUCCAACAUGCAAAAAGGAUGGCGGCAAAGAACAAGGGCCAGCUAUCAACAGCUCCUGAGCUAUUUCUAAAGAAACACUUCAAGGAGCUGCCUGGGAAAGGCACAGUUCCAGUAAACCCCACAGCUAAGGAAAUUGCGGAGGCCUACCAAAAGAGGGUUGAGGAGGCUAGCACUCAAAGGAUUCAAAAGAGUCCGAAUGAGCUGUACUGGGAAACAGUGGGUGGUCGGAACAAAAAAGGACGUGUGAAGGGACUUGGCGGAAGUGCUGACCUUUACUAUGGCAGCCAGAUGGUUCGACUUUCGACAUCUUCCAUGCAGUACACGCCCUCCCUUGUUUCUCAGAUGCAGGAUCAGAUGGAAACCAGGGUGCAGGCUCUUCGGGAAGAAAUGGAACUCGAGAUGCAAGCUCGAGUUCAAGCCUCAGUAAGAGCCCAAAUGGAAGAAAUGGAGAAGAGGUUGGAAGAGAGGAUGAUGAGUCGUUACCCCAAUGACACAUGUUCCACCGUGCGACCUCCAUUUUGCGAUCCCAUGGACGACGACCCGGGUAGUGGUGGAGCAGGCCAGGGCACUCCCGUAGUUGCUUAG